This is a messenger RNA of Dendronephthya gigantea, 2494 nucleotides long. RefSeq names its product cytochrome P450 4V2-like. Gene Ontology annotation, molecular function: monooxygenase activity; iron ion binding; heme binding. The transcript is spliced from 14 exons. Bases 36 to 1562 code for a protein of 508 amino acids. Lineage: Eukaryota; Metazoa; Cnidaria; Anthozoa; Malacalcyonacea; Nephtheidae. The record is from RefSeq and is a predicted model, not a curated record.
UUUGCUUCAUGAAGAACUGCUGCAGUGAUUGAAACAUGCUGGUGGCAGUAUUAAUAUUCGGUGUUAUUUUAACCCUGUUAUGCAUCAGGUUGUGGAAACACUUUCAAUUCUGCAAUGAGGUAUGGCUGAUUCCUGUUCCUGUAAAAACCUCUCCAAUCUUUGGCCACGCACUGACGUUGAAGAGAGAUCCACACGAGUUUUUCACCCAGAUUAAAGGUUGGGUAGACAAUUGUUAUGCAGAUGGAUUGUUCUCUGUCUGGCUAGGACAAACUCCUGUUGUUAUUCUUUAUAAACCAGAAUAUGUUGAGAUAUUAUUAGCAAGUCAGAAAAACAUCACUAAAACACCACUUUACAUUUUUCUCCAUUCAUGGCUUGGAACAGGGCUUCUAACCAGCACCGGUAACAAAUGGAAAUCUCGUCGAAGGCUUCUCACUCCGACAUUUCAUUUCAAAAUUCUGAAUGACUUCGUUUCUAUUCACCAAAAACAAUCUGCUAUCCUCGUUGAAUUACUUCAGGCAAAAGCUGAUAAGGGUGAAUUUGAUAUAGCUCCUUACAUCACGCUCUGUGUCUUGGAUAUCAUAUGUGAAACGUCAAUGGGCAUCGACAUCAAAGCUCAAUAUGGCAGUAAUCCAGAAUAUACAAAAGCCGUGUUCAGCACAUGUGAACUUAUUCAAGAACGUCAGAAGUCACCAUGGCUUUGGCCCGAUUUCAUAUAUAACAUAACGUCGUCUGGAAGAAGCCAUCAAAAAGGCUUGAAUGUUCUCCAUGGUUUCACAAACCAGGUGAUUAAUGACCGUAUCGAGCAACGAAAAUUACGGAAAUCAGAGGAUUUCGAUGGUUCUGACGAUAGGGCGAUAUAUUCGUCUAGUAAUCGUCGUAUUCGGGCAUUUUUGGAUCUUUUAUUAGAGGAAUAUGAUCAGGGAAAUAUAACGAAGGAGGGCGUCAGAGAAGAGGUCGAUACAUUCAUGUUUGAGGGUCACGACACAACAGCAGCUUCAUUACAAUGGAUCAUUCAUCUUCUUAGUAUUAAUCCUGAUGUUCAAUCACGCUUGCAACAGGAAGUAGAUAAUUGGUAUGAAUCUUUACCGACUGAUGGGAAAAUAAACCCUGAACAACUUAAGGACUUAACUUAUCUGGAAUGUGUCGUGAAGGAGGGAUUGCGAUUGUUUCCGUCUGUACCUCUCUUUGGUCGUGAAUUGACGGAGGAAUGCAAAUUCGGUCCGUACCGUGUUCCUAAAGGAUGUAGCAUUAUUGUGGCUUCAGUGGGUUUGCAUCGUAAUCCUGAAGUAUGGGAGAAUCCAGAGACGUUCAAUCCUGACAGAUUUCUUUCAGAAAAUAACGUUGGAAGACAUCCUUUUGCCUAUGUUCCUUUUUCUGCUGGACCAAGAAACUGCAUUGGACAAAGAUUUGCUAUGAUGGAAGACAAAAUUGUAUUAGCAUCCAUCAUACGCCAUUUUAAUAUCAAGUCUACUCAGUCGUCUGAUGAUAUUAGGAAAAGUGCAGAAAUUAUUCUGAAAUCCACAAGUGGUAUUAUGGUGGAGUUGGAAACAAGAAUUUUUUAAACAUGUUCGAUACCGCUCUUCUAAAAUUGAAAUUAAUGACCUCUACAGACGACCUAGACCCACUGAACUCUAAUAUACCUGGAAUGAUAACAGGUGAUGAAUCUGGGCUUACAUUUCUCCACAUCAAACGAUUUUCUAUAAAUUUAGGCUGAAAUACCUGACACUAAAACGUUAGGCAUUAUUAUAAAACAAUGUUUUCGUAAUAGUGUCAUAUUUUUGGCGAGGUUAUUCAGCUUGUUGAAGAAUUCUCAUCUUAUUAAGCAUUUACAGCGUUUGAAUCUUAAAGAAUGCUUAAAAUGAAUGAAAUAUCAACAUCUACGCUUUAGGAAAAGUAGUUAUAAAUCACAAAACGUAGAGGAGAAAAGGUUGAAAAGAUCUCGAAAGUUAUUCGAACAAAUUCGAUAUGCAAUUGAAAUUAUAGAUUGAACUUUGUUCAAAAGUGGCGUUGUCAUAAUUGAUAUGUCGGGAACUUUGACAAAAUUAAUUUACUAUAGACCAAAGAUUUAAGAUUGAACUCAUUCGAUUAUGCAUGCAUGCAGCUGUUAAAUUGCAAAAAAUCUAUGGGUAUUGAAGUCACACAAUAAAAAAUCCGUGAAUAUGUUGAACAGAAAAUCCCACUCAUUUUGAUGAUAUAGCAUUAUAUUGAUCGAGCAAUAAUAUCUCGUGUAUAGAUUCUGAAAAAUGAUAACACAUGUAAAUGAACGAUCGGUUUACACACCUGCCUAAAAACAACAUGCAUAUCUUAACAUUUAUGUCUGAAGACUCUGAACUAAUCUUGUAUAGGGGCUUCCCAAAUACAGACGAAAUUAGGGAAACCAAAUUUCAUUAACCCAGUUUAUUUAAAGAAUAAACGUAUUAAAAUUUUGUGCGCGAAAUCUGUCUAUAUUUUUGAUCACUGCAAAUAUGUUAAAUCUAUAAGAAAUAAAAUUCAC